Molecule: messenger RNA, 2409 nt
Organism: Anguilla rostrata (American eel)
Lineage: Eukaryota; Metazoa; Chordata; Actinopteri; Anguilliformes; Anguillidae
Gene: ndufaf7
Product: NADH:ubiquinone oxidoreductase complex assembly factor 7
Exons: 10
Coding region: 22-1404 (460 amino acids)
Biological process (GO): mitochondrial respiratory chain complex I assembly
Cellular component (GO): mitochondrion
Molecular function (GO): protein-arginine omega-N symmetric methyltransferase activity
Source: RefSeq, a predicted model, not a curated record
UCCGCCCUAAGUGACUACCGGAUGUUAUGUUGUGGUUGCUCGCUUACUUUAGCAUGCAACUUACUGCUAAACAUGAGAGCGUUAUCUGUUUUGCAAAGGGCUUGUGUCCGACAAAUUGCAUUAACGUGUUCAGCAAGAUGGAGAUGGACCGAGAGCAAGAGUUUCUCAAGCACAAUCCAGGAGAAGCAUACGCCGAGCAACGCGAUGUUCAAGCACCUGACUUCCAAAAUCAAAGCGACUGGUCCCAUUUCAGUGGCAGAAUACACGAGGGAAGUUCUAACCAAUCCUGUGUUGGGAUAUUAUGUGAAGAAUGACAUGCUGGGAGCGGAUGGGGAUUUCAUUACAUCGCCAGAAAUCAGUCAAAUCUUUGGAGAGUUGCUGGGGAUCUGGUGUGUGAGCGAGUGGAUGGCAGCAGGGAAGCCAAAGGAGUUUCAGUUUGUGGAGUUUGGCCCUGGAAGGGGUUCCUUGGCCAGUGACGUCUUGAGAGUGUUCAGCCAGCUGCGGGCGGUGCUGGGCGGGACGGCCGUGUCCGUGCACCUGGUGGAGGUGAGCCCCAGGCUGAGCGAGGUGCAGGCCCGCAGUCUGACCGGGGACCUGAACCAGGUGUCCCGCAGCGAGAACGACCCGGCCUACCGCCGGGGGACCACCGGCACCGGCCUGCCCGUCUCCUGGUACCGCAGCCUGGACGACGUCCCUAAAGGCUUCAGUAUCUACCUUGCCCACGAGUUCUUUGACGCCUUGCCGAUCCAUAAAUUCCAGAAAACCAAGCGGGGCUGGAGGGAGAUGAUGGUGGACAUCGACCCGGAGGACGCCGACCGGCUGCGGUUCGUUCUGGUGCCGGCCCCCACCCUGGCCUCCUCCGCGCUCAUACAGCCGGACGAGAGCAGGGAGCACGUGGAGGUUUGCCCAGAGGGGGGCGUGGUCAUACAGAAGCUGAGCGGCCGGAUCGUGGAGGACGGGGGCGCGGCCCUGAUAGCGGACUACGGCCACGACGGGACCGGGACGGAUACGUUCAGGGGUUUCCGGGGUCACAAACCCCACGACGUGCUGAGCGCCCCGGGCACGGCGGACCUGACGGCCGACGUGGACUUCAGCUACCUGAGGAGGCUCGCGGGGGGCCGGGUGGCCUGCUUCGGCCCCGUGGCCCAGCGCACGUUCCUGCAGAACAUGGGCAUCGACGUGCGGCUGCAGGUUCUGCUGCAGAACAGUCCGGACGACUCGACCCGGGCCCAGCUGACCCGGGGGUUCGACAUGCUGACGGACCCCGCAAAAAUGGGCGACAGGUUCAAGUUUUUCGCCCUGCUGAAUCACAACCGGCUGGCCCCGCCCCCUCCGGCGGAGAAGGGGAAGAAGAGGGCGCCUGCACCCCUCCCUGUACCAGGAUUUAGCGAGCUGAAACUUUGAGCCCGAGGAGGACCAUAGAGGGGCAUGGCUCACCCCUUCCUGAAGGGAACUGACACUCCUGCCUUUAAUGCACCUUUAGUGAAACACCCUACUUAAUCUGUUAGUGUGCCUGUUGACUUGUAAAACCGGAGAGGAGGCAUCUGCCUGGCCUGGCUACAGUUUGGGUUCUCCCUCCCCGGUGGGGUUUGGGUGGGAAUCUGCUCCCAGCAGGGCACUGCUCCUCUUUACAGUAAUGGAGACACGCGUGGGCCAAUCAGUUGGAGCACCAAAUGUGAACUAUCCAAUUAAACAUGGUCCUGGUUACCAUGGAAGUAGCCAAGCACUGAUCUGGACUGAUGUGCUCCACGCAUUGGACUGUCAGAGAGGGAACUGCUGAAAAUCGCGUUAUGGAACCAUAGUUUAGGAAACCCCGUUUCCACCUGGCCAAUUUUGAUAGAACCAAAUGUUUCUGGAAAAGACCAUGCCCUUCAUUACACUGACCUUGGGAGACCCAAUAGAACAUACCUGUUUACUGCAUUUCAUUUGUGCACAAACUGUUUUUAUUGUAUCAAGCCUUUUUUACUUUUACUAAGUCUAUAUUACAUGGUAAGUGAUUUAUUUGGUGCAUUAAUGUAUGUCUGAAAAAAAUGCUGAGCUGGAAUUGAGGAGGGUUUCAUCCACAAGAUGGACCCCUCCCCCUCCAAACUUGCGGCCUUCGCGUGCAUGUUCAGUUGUGGAAAAUCCUUUUAAAGGGGGAUCAUGCAAUCCAGCCCUGGCAUUGGCACGUAGCACCACUGUGAUGUGGUAGUUGGCUCUCUGCCCCCCUCCAAACUGCUGCACAUGGUAGCACCCGAAGACCCAAAACAAGGCAGUGAUUUUUGCCCAGAGUUAAAUUCGGGAGGUCUAUGUGCUUCUUGUUAGGUCAGUCUCAUUGCUGCAGCAUCGUCCAUCGGUUCGUAAGAACGCUGGAGGCAAGUUUAUUUAAAAAGGAAUUUUUGUGGCAAAAAUAAAAAACCAAAUCCAGGA